Messenger RNA from Pichia kudriavzevii, 1158 nucleotides. RefSeq lists its product as uncharacterized. NCBI's taxonomy places the organism in Eukaryota, Fungi, Ascomycota, Pichiomycetes, Pichiales, Pichiaceae. The transcript has a single exon. The record is from RefSeq and is a predicted model, not a curated record. Bases 1 to 1158 code for a protein of 385 amino acids.
AUGCCCACUAUAAUCAACAACUACUACUAUGUUCAACCCAACCAAGUAGGGAUACCUCCGACAUCUUCAGGUCCUAAUUUUCCAGUAGUGUCGUCACAAUCGAAUCCAAUAAAGGAAUCGCCAAAUAACCAAAGUCGUAGACAGUAUCCCCAACAAUAUAAAGGUUCUAGAUAUUAUGAACAUGAUAAUAGACAUGUAGAUUCAUUAUCUUCAUGUUCUGAACCACAUUCAAUACAUUCCUCUGAAAGUACCAGGAUAGGAUCAUAUGAUGAUAGUAGGGAUUGUCGUCAUCAGCAUCACCAUCAUCAGAACUAUAGUCAAUCUCAAAAUCUACCUGCCAAAGGCUCUUCUAUACAUAGCAAACACUCACCUACUAAAUAUACACAUUCUGGGGUUUCUUCGCCGAAGACAAGUCAGUCUAACGAGCGUAGGCUUAAUGAUGAAGACACAUAUAAUAUGUUUAUCACGAAAUCGUCUAGUCAGCUGAAAAAUCCAGUUGCAUAUUCCACUUCACGAAAGGAGAAUAUUGAUUCAGUUUACAACUCUGAUCGUGAUAUAUAUUCUUCUACCUCUGUGAUGGAAACUCCAAGGUUGAAAGGUUCGGACUUGGAUAUGAAGGCUAAAAUUCCAGACAUUGAGCCCGAUGGAAUCUUGGAUAAUUUUGAAAAACUCUCUUUGAAGAAUAACUUUAACUUAAUCUUCGAGUUAAUGAAAUUUAGUGAUGAAGAUAUUAAUGUCCAUAAUAAUCAAUUUUACUCUGUUUUUAAAUCUUGUUGCGAUGAGGGGAGAUUAAUGAGUUUAGAGACCUUAGGUAGCAUACUCUAUGACCCUUACGACCUAAAAAGUAGAUUUUCAUUCAAGUCCUUGAAACUAAUAACGCAAACAUUUGUAUCUAAAACUUCCCAGGAAUUGGAUUUUAGAGGCUUUGUUAAAAUGUGUAAAUUUGUGAAAGGUUGUUAUGUCUCAUUCAAUUAUCACGACAAACGAGGAACCGGCCAUGUAUUAGAUUUUGAGGAGUUUCAAUUGGCACUUUUAUCUAAUGGGAUUGAAAUAUCGGACCGUUUAUUGGCAAAAAUCUUUGAGAACACAGAAUAUGUUGAUUUUGAACACUACAUCGCUGCGAUUAUUUUAAUCAGAACAAGUGAAAAGAAAAGCUGA